Cheilinus undulatus (humphead wrasse) is the source of this 4571-nucleotide messenger RNA. RefSeq names its product anoctamin-1-like. The record is from RefSeq and is a predicted model, not a curated record. The transcript is spliced from 25 exons. Gene Ontology annotation, molecular function: protein dimerization activity; chloride channel activity. Gene Ontology annotation, cellular component: plasma membrane. Gene Ontology annotation, biological process: chloride transmembrane transport. The coding region runs from base 366 to 3269 and encodes 967 amino acids. NCBI's taxonomy places the organism in Eukaryota, Metazoa, Chordata, Actinopteri, Labriformes, Labridae.
UAGAGACAGACAGAGUAAGGGAGGGCACCUUGUGUUCAUCAGAGUUUUAUCGUUGUCUAAGUUUAGAUCUUGGCUCACAGACGGCUUCUCAAGUAACAAGGCUGCAGGCUCACUUCAGCGACUCCACACGGAGACAGAAACACGCUGAGCUUUAAAGGGAGAUGAGAAAAGGCACAAGACAGUGGCAAAUCACAGGAAAAUAAGACAAGAAGAAGAGAGGAAGGAGACACUGUCACAUAAUGAGGCAUUUCAAACAGAAGACACAGAUGUAGAGAGAGGAAGAGCGCACAUCGGACUACUCUAUCUGGAAGCAGUUCUUCACCUCAUCAGUUUGUCUCUGCUGUUUUACCUGCUGGGACUGGACAAUGACAGAGGAAACAGAGGUGGGAGUGGACCUCACUCCGACCUCGGAGCCUGAGCAACAGGCUCCUCAUUUUCUGCAAGAUGUCAUCUUUCACGGCAAGUUUAAGCUGCUGAAGGCUCUGACCCCCGAGGAGAACACCCUCUGCCAGCACGGCCUCUUCUUCUCAGACGGUCAGCGGCGUGUCGAUUACGUCCUCACGUACCCCGUGAAGAAGCCAUGUGGGGGCCGCUCCAUCCGACCAGCAACGCACCUUCUCACUGAGAAUGCCGUGGCUCGCAGUCUGCGGCGUGGCCCUAAAAGCCGUGAGGAACGCCUCAAACGUCACCAAGCACAAAAGCCAAGAGACUCACCCGCAGUGGACGUGGAGACAGGCCUCCAUGUAGAAAACCACAAUGGCCAGGAGGAGAAGGCAUUCAAGAGGGAAGAGUUUGAAGGGAAACUAAGAGACAUAGGUCUGGAUCUGGAGAAAGAUGAAGACGCAAAGAUUCCAGGAGUCUGCUUUGUGAAGAUCCACGCUCCAUGGCAUGUUCUCUGUCGAGAGGCAGAGUUAAUGAAGCUAAAGAUGCCCACAAAGAAGGUGUAUGAAGUGAAGCAGUCGGGCGGUGUCAUGGAGAAGAUCGGCUCUCUGGUCAGUAAAGUUGUGGAGCCUCUCCACCCUCUAGUUGAAGAACAUCAACAUAAAAACUUUAAACAUCUGUCACACACUUUCUCCAGAGAAAAACAGCACCUGUUUGACCUCUCAGACAAGGAUUACUUCUUUGAUAGCAGAACAAGGAGUUCAAUAGUUUAUGAAAUACUUAAAAGAACAAAAUGCAAAGCCAGGUACAGCAUGGGAAUAACCAGUCUGCUGGGAAGUGGAGUUUAUACUGCAGCUUACCCUCUUCAUGAUGGGGAAAUUAAUGAAGAGAGUGCAGAGCCCAAUGACAGAAAGCUUUUGUAUGAAGAGUGGGCAAACUACAGUGUCUUCUACAAGUACCAGCCCAUCGGACUUGUGAGGAAGUACUUUGGUGAGAAGAUCGGGUUGUACUUUGCUUGGUUGGGUCUGUACACACAGAUGCUGAUUCCUGCCUCUCUAGUGGGUGUCAUUGUCUUUCUGUAUGGAUGUGCCACAGUCGAUGACAACAUACCGAGCAUGGAGAUCUGUCACCCAAAGAACAACAUCACCAUGUGUCCCCUGUGUGACCGAGUGUGCAGCUACUGGAAACUCAGCACGGCCUGUGGGACCGCCCGGGCCAGUCACCUAUUUGACAACCCAGCCACUGUUUUCUUUUCAAUAUUCAUGGCUCUCUGGGCUGCCAUGUUCAUGGAGCACUGGAAGAGGAGGCAGAUGAGACUGAACCAUGAGUGGGACCUGACUGGGUUUGAAGAUGAAGAGGAAGCUCUAAAGGACCACCCCAGGGCUGAAUAUGAGUUCAGAGUCAUGCAGAAGUCUUGCAGCAAAGAUAGGAAAUUUAGGAACAAGGAGGAUAAGCUCACAUGUCAAGACCGCUUCCCUGCCUACAUGACAAACAUCGUCAUGAUGUUGUUAAUGAUUGGUGUAACAUUUGCCAUUGUGUUCGGUGUAAUCCUCUACCGAAUCUCCACCAAAGCUGCCCUUCAUAUGAGCUCCAAUCCAACCACACGGAACCAUGUACAGCUGACGGUCAAAACCACGGCAGCCAUCAUCAACCUGGUGGUCAUCCUGAUUCUGGACGAGGUGUAUGGAGCUGUGGCACGGUGGCUCACUGUGUUAGAGGUUCCUAAAACUGACAAGAGUUUUGAAGAAAGACUCAUCUUCAAGACUUUUAUUCUCAAGUUUUUCAAUGCGUUCACCCCCAUCAUCUACAUUGCGUUCUUCAGGGGAAGGCUGGUGGGAAGACCAGGAAGCUACCUGUAUGUUUUUGAAUCCUACAGAAUGGAGGAGUGUGCUCAUGGUGGCUGUCUGAUGGAGCUGUGUAUCCAGCUGAGUAUCACUAUGUUGGGGAAGCAGCUCAUCCAGAACAAUCUUUUUGAAAUAGGGAUACCCAAGCUAAAGAAGCUGAUCCGCUACAUCCGAUCAGCCAAAGGGGCUUUUCAAGAAGAGGAGAGACAGAAGAAGCUGCAAAGAUAUGAAACUGAUCACUUCCUUGAGCCGUUUGCCGGAUUAACACCUGAAUACAUGGAAAUGAUCAUCCAGUUUGGUUUUGUCACGUUGUUCGUGGCCUCUUUCCCUCUGGCUCCACUCUUUGCUCUGCUCAACAACAUCAUUGAAAUACGACUGGAUGCCAAGAAAUUUGUAACUGAGUUGAGACGACCUGUAGCAGCGAGAGCCAAAGACAUUGGUAUAUGGUACAACAUCCUCAGAGGGGUAGCAAAAGUGGCUGUCAUCAUAAAUGCAUUUGUCAUUUCCUUCACCUCAGACUUCAUCCCUCGGAUGGUCUACCAGUACAUGUACAGCCCUGAUGGCUCCAUGCAUGGAUUUGUCAACCAUACGCUGUCCUAUUUUAAUGUCAGCCACUUCCAGGAGGGCAAAGAAACCAUGGAUCCAUUGCACCUCGGGUAUCCCGUAGAGAUCUGCAGGUAUAAGGACUACAGAGAACCUCCUUGGUCCACCACUCCAUACGAGAUCUCCAAGGAAUUCUGGGUAGUGCUGGCUGUCCGACUGGCCUUUGUCAUUGUUUUCCAGAAUGUCGUAAUGCUGAUGAGUGACAUUGUGGACUGGAUGAUUCCGGACAUCCCUAAAGACAUAAUCCUCCAAAUCCACAAGGAGAAGAUAUUACUGGUGGAUCUCUUCAUGAAAGAAGAGCAAGGCAAGAUCCAAAACCUGGAGAGAAAGGUCUCAACAGAGAGCAAGGAGAACUGUAGCAGUAGGAGCAACAACAACAACAACAGCACAGCGGCCCACCAACGCUCUGGACUGCACAACAACAGCACGAAAAGCCUCUAAUGCCAAGAGUUCUUAGUUUGGUCUUAGGCUGGCCACACAUUAGAUGAUUUUAAACACCAUUUUAGGCCAGACUAUCCUCCCUCAGUGAUUGUGGGGAUGUGACCUGAUUUGAGGUUUGUUGCAAACAACUGUUUCCAAAUAAUCCUUACAUGUGUUGGGUCAGUAUGAUUAUAUUGCUGCUCCCUAUUACAUCAGAGUAUCAGAGGUUUGAUAUUCACGAUUCUUGGUCUAACUGCUUCCAAUUAUCCACCAUCUCAAAAACAAUGAGAGCAAGCAGACAGGGUAGUGUCACAACCAGAUGUUGCAAACUUUUACAGUGCAGACACAUGAAAACAGUUUUACCUUCAUAGCAAAGAUUCACCCAUUUCUUUUCAUAUUUUUUAUAUUCACUGCAACUAUAAUGUACACAAGAACAGCCAGCUGAGGAUGACAAUCAUCCUCCAUGUUGUUUUUUCUUCUGAAGUCUCGUUUUGGUUAAGGGGAGUUUCUGUGGGAUCUUGUGUCAGUGAAAUCUCUGCUGUGAAAUUGUUACACCAGACAGUGGGUGUGCAGUCUCAAAGUAUAGCACAAGGUGUAAGGUCAAAAAUCGUUUUAACCUGUUCUAAGAUCUGUAAUCUCACACAUUUAGAUGCUGGUUAAAAUAUGUAAAUGGUCUAGUGUGUAGCCAGCCGUAGUUAGCGUGUUAGACUUGUUUUUGUUCUUGUUCUGAUCAUUCCAACAAGUGGGAGAGCAGCUCUCUGUUAUCAUGUGAUGAAAGUGAGAGUGAACGAGAUUAAAUACAUUAUUGCGUAUGCAGCUUACUCUGGAUACUCAAUUCUACAAAUGUGCACAGGAAUCUUCGUGUGCAUUAAUGUAUAAAUGGGCACACAUAUUUCAGAUAAGUACAAGAGUAAUGCAUGCUCAAAUUUCGUAUAUGGAUAUGAUUUGUACAUUGUUUAAGAAUCUGAAGAUGUAUACUUAAAAAGAAAACAACUGCAAAUUGCCGUCUUUAAGGAAGUAAAAAGUGCAAAGGAAUCAUUUAUGCUGAUGUAAUUUACAGCCAGGGGUUAAAUUCUGAAUUUCUUUGGGUUUUAGUCUACAAAAAUCAGUGAGUGAGUGCUAGAGAAGUAUUUUUUUCUGUUUCUGAACAUUUUUUUUUUUUUUUUUUUUUUGUUGAAGGCAGUUUUGAAACUGGAAGUUUGUAUGAGGCAAUUAUGUGAAACAGGGAGGUAAAGUCAUACAGAAUACCAGCUUGUUGUAUCACUGCUUUUCUAUGUUGUGUUCUGAGCAGAAAAACUCUGGUAAAGAAAUAAUAUUCAUCUU